Messenger RNA from Zonotrichia albicollis (white-throated sparrow), 1948 nucleotides. The record is from RefSeq and is a predicted model, not a curated record. Lineage: Eukaryota; Metazoa; Chordata; Aves; Passeriformes; Passerellidae.
UGGCACAGCCCCACAGCCGGGCCAUCCUCCCUCCCUGGAGCCCCUGGCAGUGCCCCCAAAGGCUCCCCAUGUGGGGCUGGCACAGAGCACUGGCACAGCCCCACAGCCGGGCCAUCCUCCUCCGCUGGAGCCCCUGGGCAGUGCCCCCACUGGCCUGGGCAGCUCCCUGGGCUCCUGGGGCCUGGCUGGCAGGGCAGCAGGGACACAGGGCAGCGAGGACAGCAGCAGUGGGGAUUCCCUCAGUGCCUGGGUCAGGAGCCUCCUGAGGAGGGCUGGGCAGUCCCAGCAGCCGGGCAGUGCCCUGGGGGCGGUGCAGGGCAGCCUGCCCAGAGCUGGAGUUGCUCGGAGCCUGCCAGGAGCUGCCCUGAGCCCGGCGGGCAGCAGCAGCAGCAGCGGUGACUCGCUGGCCACGCGUGUCCGCAGCCUCCUGGGCACCACUGCCCCGGCCAGCCGUGUCCUGAAGAGCGCCGAGGAGCACGAGAGGAGGAUCCGAGCCUGGGUGAAGAUGAAACUGGCCAGCCAGUCCCAGGAGUGUGAGGCAGACUGGGAUGAAGAGCCCCAGCUCAGGAUGGAGGCAGUCAAGGCAGAGCUGCUCCCAAAGCCCAGGGAACCUGCACCAGCCAAGGAUCCCUGGCUCUGUGGUUUGGAAGCAGCUUCUGAGUACCUGAGGAAGCAGGAGCAGGACCUGGAAGGUGUGCAGGCUCCCAGGUGUCCCAGGGACAGGCAUGGACAGCUCUCCAGGACCUGGGAGCUCCUCCAGCCCCGUUCACCACCAGCAGCACCAUUCCCUAGAGCUGACCCCUGGCAUUCCUCCCUGCUGAAGGACCUGCACCUGAAACCUUGGGGUGCUGCUGAGCUGCAGGAUGUGCAGCUGAAACCUUCUGGUGUUGCUGACCUGCAGGAUGUGCAGCUGAAGCUCUACAGUGCUGCUGACCUGCAGGACAUGCAACUGAAACCUUGGGGUGCUGCUGAGCUGAAGGAUGUGCACCUGAAACGGUGGGGUGCUGCUGAGCUGCAGGACAUGCACCAGAAGCCCUGCAAUGCUGCUGAGCCACAGGAGAUGCAGCUGAAGCCCUGGAGCACUGCUGACCUAAAGGAUGUGCAGCUGAAGCUCUACAGUGCUGCUGACCUGCAGGAUGUGCACCUGAAACCUUCUGGUGCUGCUGACCUGAAAGACAUACACCUGAAGCCCUGGAACACCACUGACCUGCAGGAUGUGCAGCUGAAGCCCUGGAACACUGCUGAGCCACAGGAGAUGCAGCUGAAGCCCUGCAAUGUUGCUGACCUAAAGGACAUGCACCUGAAGCCCUGGAACACUGCUGACCUGCAGGACAUGCUCCUGAAGCCCUGCAAUGCUGCUGACCUGCAGGAGAUGCACCCAAAGCCCUGCAACACUUCUGAGCCACAGGAGAUGCAGCUGAAACCCUGCAGUGCUGCUGAGCUGCAGGAUGUGCAGCUGAAGCCCUGGAACACUGCUGAGCCACAGGAGAUGCACCCAAAGCCCUGGAACACUGCUGAGCUGCAAGUGCCCACCCAGCAGCCAGCCAUGGGGCACCCCAGUGCCAGGGCAGAGCCCUGUGCCCCUCUGGCACAGGCCCCCCGUGCAGGGAGCCCUGCAGCUGCCCCCUCUGCCCACAGGGAGCUGGGCAAGCCCAGCACCCCCCUCACCCUGUGCUCCCAGAGCCUGGCACACAGCCCCAGCCUGGCCAGCAUCCUGCUUGGGCAGCACAGGCUGGGCACAGAGCCCUGGAGGAGAUCCCACCUGGGCCCACCCAGCUCAGGGAGAUCCCACCUGGGCCCACUCAGCUCCAGGAGAUCCCACCUGGGCACAGCCAGCUCCAGGAGAUCCCCCCUGCGCACACCCAGCUCAGGGAGAUCCACCCUGGGCACACCCAGCCCCAGGAGAGCUCAGAGGGCCCAGGAGCAGCUGCACAAAGGGGUUUGCUGA